This is a messenger RNA of Spirometra erinaceieuropaei, 1428 nucleotides long. NCBI's taxonomy places the organism in Eukaryota, Metazoa, Platyhelminthes, Cestoda, Diphyllobothriidea, Diphyllobothriidae. The record is from the annotation of a GenBank genome assembly.
AUGUCCAAGCCGUUAGCCUUGAUCUUUCAAACGUCAUUUGUUACUGAAUGCCUGCCCUCUGACUGGAAGUCCGCUACCAUCACUCCGCUUUUUAAGGGUGGAAGUCGUGCGUCUGCGAAUAACUACAGGCCAGUGAGUCUUACCUCCAUCUGUUGCAAAAUCAUGGAGAAGAUCAUUAAGAAGGCCUUGGUGCAGUUCCUCGAGCAGCACCAUCUUCUUUCUGAUGCCCAACACGGCUUUCGAAGUGGUAGGUCCUGCCUCACGAAUCUACUCUUUACGCUCGAACGCUGGACCAAAGCACGUGAUGAAGGCAAUGUGGUGCACGCCAUCUACAUCGACUUCAAAAAGGCUUUCGACAGCGUUCCUCAUCAACGUAUCUUGUACAAACUGCGCAACGCUGGAAUUCGUGGACGCCUUCUUGUAUGGAUCCAGAGCUUUUUGGCUGGACGGUCCCAGAGAGUGCAGGUCGGGCGUCAACAGUCCUCAGAUGUAAGCGUGGUGAGUGGCGUCCCACAGGGCUCAGUCUUAGGUCCCACGUUAUUUCUCGUUUUCAUAAAUGACUGCGUCAAGGACCUAGACUGUGAUGCCAUCCUGUUUGCCGACGACAUAAAAUUGUGGAAAGUUAUUCACGAUGUGACAGACGCAGACCACCUGCAAGCAAACUUGAACAGGCUCGAAGACUGGUCGAAGCGCUGGCUUAUGCCCUUCAAUAUAAGCAAGUGUAACUUUCUUCAACUCGGCGGCUUCAUAGCCCCCAGCCCCAGGACCUACAUUCUACACGGCACACCACUGCAACAGGUUGAUAGUCAGAAGGACCUGGGUGUAUGGAUUACAUUUUCACUCAAACCAACACUGCACUGCGCGAAGGCGGCUAAAUCGGCUACGGCCACAUUGCAACUCAUUAGGCGAGCAUUUAUGGGAUUUGACCCUGACUGCUUCUCAAAAAUAUUUGGCACCUUCGUGCGACCUCAUCUAGAAUACGCCAUACAGGCGUGGAGACCCUGGACUGCCAAGGAUUAUACCGUCUUGGAGAAGGUCCAGAGACGGGCGACCAAAAUGACACAAGGUCUGGGAGCACUGCCCUAUGAAACCAGACUGUCAAUCCUAAACCUGUUUCCCCUUUCCUACAGGCAAUUACGUGGUGACCUUAUACUAACAUUUCGCAUCAUCAACGGCCUAGACUGUUGUUUAGAUCCCACUGAUUAUUUCACCCAAGCUAACACGCCCACUUUGCGCGGUCAUCCCCUAAAACUACGCGCAGGGAAAUCAAGAACCAAUGGACGAAAGUCCUUUUUCAGUAACAGAGUGGUUGCAGCCUGGAAUGCCCUGCCUACCGAUGUUGUAACCUCCUCCUGUGUGAACUCCUUCAAGUGUAGACUUGACCUGCAUCAAGCUUCCCAAUUACCACCCCCACAUCCACUCACAUAA